AUGUCAGAGACCUCCACGCCCCAAGAAUCCACCGGAUCACAGCUCAAUCGAUCCUGUGAAUCUUGUCGAAGUCUCAAGGUCCGUUGUCUCCCCAGUCCAUCCACGCCAAAUCAAUGUCAGCGAUGCGCAAAAGGCAAACGAUCCUGCAUCUUCGUGGCCCCGCAGCGCCGGCGGCCACGUAAAAGAACCGACUCACGAGUCGCCCAACUGGAAAAGGAGAUGCGCGUCAUGCGUUCGCUGUUGAAAAAUCGAAUCCCGGAAGAAGAUGAGGAUUCAGAGGAGAGCGAAGACGAAAACGAGGAGUUGAAAAGCAGCGCCAGAGACCAGUCCGCGAACUCGGAUGACCUGCGCUAUAUGGAUUAUUCUCCUGAGCUGCUAACCCACGGGGUAUCGGUGCCGGAUUUUGCGUUUCCCGCGGGUGUCGAGGAGGAGAGACAGCCCGUGGAAGAUGUGAUUGAUCGUGGGAUUUUGUCCAUCGAAGACGCAGAGCAAUUAGUGGCCUACUAUAUUCAUGAGCUCGCCUCAUUCUUUCCAUUAGUUGUUCUCCCCCACACCACCACGGCAGUCAGUCUACGGGCAACCAAGCCUGUCCUCUUUCUCUCCGUGAUAGCCGCGACGGCGAUCUCCGUCGAUGCAGGCCUAGCUACCGUUUUGAACCGUGAGAUGGUACGACUCUAUUCCGAACGGUUCUUCAUCGAGGGCGAGAAAUCCCUGGAGUUGGUGCAAGCCCUGCUGCUUAUGAUUAUCUUUUACUUCCCACCCGCUUCGCCUCUCAAGCUGCAAUUCUACCAAUAUACGCACAUUGCAUCAACAAUGGCGCUGGAGAUCGGACUUGCAAACAAACGCCGCGUGAAAUCCGAUCGCAGGACCGCCCACGACGAAACGCUCGCCGAACAAGCUCGUGCUGUUCUUGGUUGCUAUCAUCUCGGCUCGACGGUUGCGAUGAAAACUCGUCGUCCCAAUCUCCUCCAGUUCAACGACUGGAUGGUCGAGUGUGUCCGACAUCUGGAACGUUCACCACAUCGAACAGAUCAGCACCUGGCUAUCUGGUUCGAGCUCCAGCGCAUAACCGACGAAGCGAUGUCCUCUUUCGGACUGGAUGACACGAGCACGACAUCGCCGCUGACAGAGUCCCGGGUUCAAGCCGUGCUGCGUUGGUUUGAUAAGCGCAUGGAGACGUGGAAGACGAACACACGCCCCGAGAUGCUGACUGUUCCUCUUAUCCUCGAAUAUCGCUCGACGGCACUCGCCAUGUACGAACUAGGCGUGGGAGAGGGUUACCGCGAUCCAGACGCUCUGAAGAAACGAUAUUUCACCCUCCCCACACCCGAUGAACCAGAUGCACAAUCUCCGCUUAGUGCCAUCCGCAUAGACAUCAAUAUGAAGUGGAUGAAUGCUGCCCACGAAAUGCUCGACGCGAUUUUGGCUUGCAGCACGGAUACCAUGCGCAAGUUGCCCAACCUGAUGUACACUCGACUAGCAAUGGCGGUGACAUCACUGCUUAAGAUCCAUUUCUCUGUGCGGACCGGGGCACUCGGUGAAGUUGUCACGCCGGAAACCGUCAACGUGCACUUUUACCUCGAUGCCACGGCUAACAAGUUAGCCGAGGCGAGUGGCGGUGGGAAGUACAAGAUUCCCAGUCGGUGGUAUCAGGUCAUUGGUGUCCGGGGGCGAGAUUGGUACGAGCGUCUUGAAAGGCGAGGCGAGGGAACGGUAGAAUCAAUGGCUGUACCAGGUAGCCAAGGCCAGACUCACAGUCAGGCCCCAGGCCAGGGCCAGGAGACCAUUAACGUCCAGUCCAUGAACACCUUCCCUGUGUCGGUGCCGAUGGUUGACCCGCGUGAUGGGUACGUAGCAAUGAGUGGCACGGGAAUGUGGCCGCCAAUGGAUGCACAAGGCCAUAACCCUAGCCCUCAGUUCUUCAUGGGGUAUCAGCAUUCACCUCAUCCGGCAUCAUCACAGCCGAUGCCGCCUCAGUUUGCGUAUGAGCCUCAUAGGAUGCCUGCACCUGGAACGGGCAUGGAGUUGGACGGCUGGCUUCCUGAUGGGAGUAUCUUUGGAAUGCCGCCUUUGCCUGAGUUUUAG
Molecule: messenger RNA, 2085 nt
Organism: Penicillium salamii
Lineage: Eukaryota; Fungi; Ascomycota; Eurotiomycetes; Eurotiales; Aspergillaceae
Source: the annotation of a GenBank genome assembly